UCCUUCUUCGGGUCCAGAUCUUUUUUGCCCAGACCUAGUUUAUAUCGUAUCCACUAGUCCUCACGAAUACCCUAGCAGUCGUCUCGCUCUCUUCCUUGUUGUUGUUCUUUUUCUUGUUUGGGAUUUUUCAGGAUGAAGGUUCUUCUUCUCCAGGUAAGAGAAUUGCGGUUUCGGACAACCUAGUAUUCCGACAGAGAUUUCAGUUAAUAACGAACGAUUCCGACAGAGAUUGGGAUUUCUCUAAUGUCUAUAGCUUGCUUUUUAUUUUUAUUAUUAUUUUUUUUUUUAAUAUGGGUGUUGUUUGUUUUUAUUUACACUUAAAAUCGGUCUGUGUAGAUGUGAGUUCCAUCGAACAAGAUUUGGAUUCUCUGAGAGUAGUUAUGGCUUCUCUCAAAGACGAUUUGGCUUCUCUCACUGCAACUGUGAAAUCAACUCUUGAUUUGAUGCCGUCUAAGGAGGAGUUACUUGCCAUGGUUACCACAGUCCAAGAACUUGCAAAGAAACUGGCAAAGAUACCUGCAGUUUCGGUUGCUCAAGUUACUUCAUCCUCUAAGGAUCAUCACAAGAAGCUGGCAAAGAUACCUGCCUUAGUUGCUCAAGUUACUUCAUCCUCUAAGGAUCACAAGAAGAAACGUGAUGAAGUUGAAGAGCCUGCCAAGAAAGAGGCUAAAGCAGAUACUAAUAGUCCUAAAAAAGAGAGCAGUAGUAAUGUUUCCAGCAAGGAAUCUGAUACACUGGAGAAAGGAACCCUGAAACGAAUGUUACUUCCGUGCUCUUCUUCUGAUAAUCGUCUUGAAAAGACCGCUGAGAAAAGUGAUGAAGGUGAAGAGCCUGCCAAGAAAAAGGCUAAAUCAGAUACCAAUUAUACUUAUAAAAAAGCGAACAUUACUCGUCCGUUUCCUGUCUAUGCGGAUGCUCAUCCUCUUGAAAAGAAUGCUCAGGUAGGCGAGAUAGUCGAAUUCGAAAGGCAACCUGGGGGGAGUUAUGAUGGUGGCAUCCUUUUCGUUUAGGGAUAUGAUUCUUCGCUUUCUGAGGAUGAUAUCGCGGAAGCAAUGCUUGAGCAUUUCUGUCCAUGUGGAAUGAUCCGAAGAAUUUAUUUUCAAACAAAUGGAACCACACCUAUCUUAAGACAUGUUUUCGUUGAAAUGUUACAAGGCACAGUGGCCGCUUUAAAACUUAAUGGAAGUGACCUGGGAGGAUUUAAACUUGAAGUUCAUGAUGCUAAAGAGAGAGACGAAUUCUAUUUCACUAGCGAUCUGGAUUUUCCUUUUAUCCCCCCGAAAUCUCGUCGUCAUGAGCGUCGGGAUCCAAGUAGAUUCACAAAAGAAUCGCCUCCGGUGUAUGGCAUUGUCAGUUCUAGCAAGAUCAACAAGUAAUAGAGACCAGCUGCAGCUAGCUACUGUUGCUGCGACUUGUUUCUCGACCAGCCACCUAUAAAUAUUUGGAUAAUACUAUUUCUGUUUUUAUUUAUGGAAGAAUACUGGCCUAAAUUUUAAUGUUAUAAAACUGCUUUAUGUAUUUUCACUAUUUGGUUGGCUACUUUACCCAUUUUCCCUAUUUUGUUGGCUACUUUACCCUAA
Molecule: messenger RNA, 1580 nt
Organism: Camelina sativa (false flax)
Lineage: Eukaryota; Viridiplantae; Streptophyta; Magnoliopsida; Brassicales; Brassicaceae
Source: RefSeq, a predicted model, not a curated record